CGAUCGCGCUAAACUGAACCUAACGUCACUCACCUACAAUGUACAUAAGUUUCAUUGAUGUAACCUGGCUGGAGGCGACUUAACCCACCUUUUCGAGUCCCUUAACCCUUGUAGUUCUAAACUCUUUUACCACCAAAUCCAAACUGCAAGAUACUUGCUUACGACUGCAGUCUGCCCUGUCUGUUGUCUGUCUGUCUGUCUGUCUGUCUGCCACUUACAAAGACCACAACCACCACUCAUAUCCAGUGCCAUAUCCAAUCCCAAAGUACAUCUCCUUAAUCUAAAUCUUCUAGGUUAGACCCAUCUGCGAGUGAGCUGGUUCAUCCCAACUGGGGUAAACUGAGCCAGUCAAGCCGCCUUUAGGCUUUCGGCAUCACUCCUGUAUGAGUAUCUAUCUACUACAUUGUUUAGCUACCUACCUGUCUACGAACAACCUAUCAACCUUGUAGUAUUCAACACGUAGGAAUCGCCCCAGGUCGCAUUACUUCUGGACCAUCGUCAUCAUGUCUACUGCCCCUCCACCUACCGCCAGCAUCGAUGAAGAUGUUCCUCAGAAUGAAGGGUCUAAACUGAAGACCUUCAUCUCCAUCCUGCGAAAGUUCAUAGGUGUAGCUGAUCUUGCUGCCGUCCGAUUUUCCCUCCCUUCCCAGCUCCUCGAACCGACACCUAAUCUUGAGUACUGGAACUACCUCGACAACCCCAGCGCGUUUGCCGCUAUAGGAACGUCCGACGAACCGCUCGAUCGUAUGCUCGAGGUCCUACGUUUUUGGUUUACAAAGGAUCUGAAGUACGUUAAGGGGAAGCCAUGCAAGCCGUAUAAUUCUUGCCUGGGUGAAUUCUUUCGUUGUAACUGGGAAGCGGAAGAUAACGCGCCACGGAUCGAUACGAAGAGUUUGGCGACUUCUAGCAAUGGAAAUGCUAGCAGCGCAUCUUCGGUCAAGUCAAUCAAGGGUGCAGCCGAUCCACGAUCAGCCUCUACAGUCUCAGUUGUCCAGACACUACCGAAUCCCACUGGGCCUACCGUUCGAAUAUCCUAUUUGACCGAACAGACAUCUCAUCAUCCUCCCGUCAGCGCUUUCUACGUCAGCUGCCCCGAGAAGGGCUUGCAUGCUAGAGGUUUUGAUCAGAUCAGUGCGAAGUUCACCGGCACCGCUAUUAAAGUCUCGCCAGGUACUCAUAAUCUAGGAAUCUUCAUUACCCUUGAGAAAAGGGAUUGCGAAACAUACCAGCUAAAGCACCCUGCCGCACAUCUUGGUGGAAUUCUACGCGGUAGCUUGAGUGUUAGUGUUGGCGACAUCGCCUAUGUUACUUGCCCCCAGACAAAAUUAAAAGCGAUUCUUCACUAUAUCGAGGAUGGCUGGCUCGGACGGGCGCAGAAUAAGGUUGAAGGUGUCAUUUUUAAAUAUGACCCAGAGAAAGACGACAAGUUGCGUAUCAGGGAUGUGCCUGACUCCGACGUAGUAGCAAGGCUUGGUGGUGUAUGGAAAGAUAAAGUUGUCUUCACCCUAGGCCCAAAACCAGUGGACUCUCACCCGCCGGAUAAGCAAAUCACUAUAAUCGACCUCAACCCCCUUGCUGUAGCGCCCAAGACACUACCACCCAAGGAGAAGCAGGCGGAAAAUGAGUCAUUGACACUAUGGGAUGGCGUAACCCAAGCUAUAAUGUCUAAACAGUACUCGAAGGCUACCAACGUCAAGGUCGAUCUCGAGGAAAAGCAGCGAGAGAAGGCUAGGGAACGGGAACGCAAGAACGAACCCUUUAAACCGGUCUUUUUCGAUCAAGCUACCGAUAAACGAGGCACGCCAGAACUCACAGAAGCCGGCCGCCAAGUACUCGAGAGAGCGCAGAAGGGGGUUUGGGACCUAGAGGGGAUUAUCUAGAACAUAAACGGGCGAGAAGUUUAAACGUGAUCUUCUAAGGGUUAGACCAGAACAUACCGACCGGAAACUUUCAUCACCCUCCCAUUAUCCCAUACGAUCACUCGUUUGCGGUUCAGCAUUUUGGUUUUUGGAUGGCUUCGCUCGCAUAUAUAUUCGCAUACAUGUACCGAUCACAAGGGUAAGGCAUAGCAGCUUUGGUCAAAGCCGUUCGUGGAGUUCAGCGCAUUCGCUCGAAUGUCGCUUGCUUAAUUCAUACCUAGGUAGACACACAGAUUUGACUUUGGGGGCGUUUUAGGGGCAUGUAGAAGAAGAAGAAGAUGCAGAUGCAGAAGAUGAUGAUAGAUAGGUCUCUUCUAGCAUUUGCUUAUCGAGUUGUCCAGCCUAUUGUUCAGCUAUGGUCGUUUUCACUAUGGGAUUUUUUUUAAUUGUUUUAGUUUGCUGCCAUACAAAUCUAAAUCAAUGCAGUCCGUUCUAUGUUUUGGAUGCAUAUAAUAUGUACUGAGGUACGUUAGGUAUGGAGUUGUCGUAUGCAGGAGUUUCAAUAUAUUUGUGCUCAUGUUCUCGUCAACAUUGCCAUUCCAUCCCCUCUUUC
Molecule: messenger RNA, 2472 nt
Organism: Hypoxylon fragiforme
Lineage: Eukaryota; Fungi; Ascomycota; Sordariomycetes; Xylariales; Hypoxylaceae
Exons: 3
Coding region: 504-1880 (458 amino acids)
Biological process (GO): piecemeal microautophagy of the nucleus; endocytosis; exocytosis
Cellular component (GO): intracellular membrane-bounded organelle; cytosol; membrane
Molecular function (GO): sterol binding
Source: RefSeq, a predicted model, not a curated record